GGCCGGCUAUAAAUUAGUGCCUCGCCUCGAUUUGGGACAUCAGUUGAGUUUCGUUCAGGUUGGCGGCAGCAUCAGUAGCACCAUUAGCAUCACCAGUAACACCAUGAAGCUGUACGUUUGCGUUUCGCUGGCCCUUUUGGCCCUUUUGGCCCCAGUUCCCUCCGAUGCCCUGUUGGGCGCCAAGUUGGCCCUGCUCAAGGCCAUUGGCGGCGGUCUGGGUGGCGGCAGCUCCGGCGGCGGUGGCUACUCCACCGGCAGUGGUGGCUAUGGAGGCGGCUAUGGCAGCGGUGGAUACUCCGGCGGCUACAAUCAGGGAUACUACAACCAGCCCAGCCGCCCGGUGUACAACUCCGGAUACGGCAGCUCCUCGUCCUCUGCCGCCAGCAGCAGCAGCAGCUAUGGAGGCAGCUAUGGUGGUGGUUAUGGCGGCGGCUACGGUGGUGGCGAGCAGGUCAUCAAGGUCAUCAAGGUGGUGGAGCAGCCCUCUUACUCUUACGGACGCUCCUCCGGCUAUGGUGGCAACUAUGGUGGAUACUCGUCCAGUGCCUCGUCCAGCGCCAGCGCCAGUGCCAACUCCUACUCCGCUCCCUCUGUGAGCUACUCUGCUCCAGCUCCCGCUGUGACCUACUCCGCUCCUGCACCCGCUGUUACCUACUCUGCCCCAGCUCCCGCUGUGACCUACUCCGCUCCUGCUCCUGCCCCAGCUGUGACCUACUCUGCUCCAGCUCCGGUAGUGCGCGUUCAGGCUGCUCCAGCUGUGACCUACUCUGCUCCUGCUCCUGCCCCAGCUGUGACCUACUCCGCUCCUGCCCCCGCUCCUGUGGUGCGAGUACAGGCUGCUCCCGCUGUUACCUACUCCGCGCCCGCUCCCGCCGUGACCUACGCCGCUCCCGCUCCUGCUGUUACCUACUCCGCUCCUGCUCCAGCUCCAGUGGUGCGUUACUCAGCCCCAGCUCCAGCUCCCAUCAGCUACGCCCCUGCUCCCGUAUCCUACGCCCCCGCUCCCGUGUCCUACGCCCCGCAGCCACAGAGCCAACAGGUGGUGAAGACCAUCAAGCUGAUCGUCGAUGAGGAUCGUGCACCCGCCCAGGUUUACGGACCACCUGCCGUGGAAUCCAGCUACUCCAGCGCUUCCUCCUCCGCUGCCGCUUCCGCUGGUGGAUACAACGGUGGCUACAAUGGUGGAUACAACGGCGGCUACAAUGGUGGCUACAAUGGCGGUUCCAAUAGCGGAUUCUCAGGUGGAUUCAAUGGCGGCUGGAAGCGUGGCGGCAUCUUCGAGAAGCUGGUGGGCUGCUAGGUGCUCAUGUAUGGUAGCCAUAACUCAAAGCCACUCAA
Molecule: messenger RNA, 1338 nt
Organism: Drosophila simulans
Lineage: Eukaryota; Metazoa; Arthropoda; Insecta; Diptera; Drosophilidae
Product: glycine, alanine and asparagine-rich protein
Exons: 1
Coding region: 104-1300 (398 amino acids)
Biological process (GO): positive regulation of transcription by RNA polymerase II
Cellular component (GO): RNA polymerase II transcription regulator complex
Molecular function (GO): transcription coactivator activity
Source: RefSeq, a predicted model, not a curated record